CGAACGAGCCCAAGCCCGAUUCCUACUCCGAGACGGGUGUACGGCGGAAGCUGGAGGAAGCGCCGGCGAUGGCGACCCCGGCGAAGAAGGAGGCGGCGGCAGGGCAGAGAGACGAGCUCGCCGACUCGCUGUCCGAGCUCUUCACCAACGUCUCCCUCAUGGUCCGCGGCGAGCUCCAGGGAACCAACAACCAGCUCUCGCUGCUUGAGAAGAUGAACCAACGUGUGACAGAGGAGUACAGCAACUACGGAGAUGUUGCAUCUGGUCUGCGGGUCUUUGUAGAGCAGCUGAACGAGAAAAACCAACGGUUCGACGAGUACACAACGCAGAUCGACGCGAUAGACCAGCAGGUGAGUGAGUUUGAGGCAGUGGUGUCCAUGCUUGAUAAGCAUGUAUCCCUCUUGGAGAAGAAAGUCAAGUCCGCGUACCACAUUGCUCCCACACAAUGAUUGUCUCCCAGGCAUGUUGUAUAUCAUCCCAUCAUCUUGUGUUCUCUUUACAAUAACCGAGCAUAUCUCUCCGGUGACUAAACACACUUGGAUGGGAAACUUGCACUCUAGUGGUCCUAAUGUUUCCACCAGCAUUGUACUUGUAGUGCAAUUGGAUGGCAAAGUUGUGGUGGUAGUUCCAGGCACUUGUUGAUACUACUACCUGCUAGUGCUAGUGUCUAAAUGUCGUCAGUGUUAAGAAUUUGUUA
This is a messenger RNA of Hordeum vulgare subsp. vulgare (domesticated barley), 697 nucleotides long. Its product is annotated as biogenesis of lysosome-related organelles complex 1 subunit 2. Lineage: Eukaryota; Viridiplantae; Streptophyta; Magnoliopsida; Poales; Poaceae. Bases 69 to 449 code for a protein of 126 amino acids. The transcript has 2 exons. The record is from RefSeq and is a predicted model, not a curated record.